AUGGAAGGGAGAACAGACGAUCCGAUUCCAUUUGAAGCUCUCCCGCUGGACCCUACUGGACCCCAAGGAAAUGCCUGGGGUCGUUUCGGACUAAAUGAUGAGCUCGGCACAUUGAAUUUCCUUACCCCAGAGGCGAUUGUUGAGGCUUCCAAAGAGAUCAAGACAGGUGUGCGCAUAAGCCUUGACUGGCCUCUCAGCAUGCCAUCACAUCCCAGCUUUAAUCGCAAUCCGUUCAAACAAGAGCUAGUUCUUCGAAGUCAUAAUGGAAUUUAUGACGAUAUCUUAACUUUCAACACCCAAGGCUCCAGUCAGUGGGAUGGCUUCAGACAUUAUGCAUAUCAAGGACUACGAAAGUUCUACAACGGCCAUACUAUAGAGGACAUUGAGAGCUCUGAUGUUAUUGGUCUUCAUACUGUGGCUGAGCACGGCGGCAUUACAGGACGAGGCGUGCUGCUUGACUUCGCCGAUUGGGCUUCAUCAAAUUCGGUUUCUGUAUCGUCUUUCUCUUCUGAGCCAGUAACACUCGACAAUCUGAAGCGCAUAAUCAAGGACUAUCAGUUGGAAUUCCGCAAAGGUGAUAUCUUGUUUAUCCGCAGUGGUUUUACUGCUGCAUACAAUCAGUUGAAUGACCAAGAGAGAAAAGAUCUAGCGCAUCGAUCAUCUCCGAACUUUCAAGGAGUUGAAGCAACUGAAAGUAUGCUACGCUGGUUAUGGGAUCACCAGUUUGCCGCUGUCGCUGGCGAUGCACCAAGUUUCGAGCGAGCUCCUAUUCGAGGCAGCCAUAGCGAUCCAAAUUUUGUUCUUCAUGAAUGGCUAUUGGCUGGAUGGGGUACUCCUAUUGGUGAGAUGUUUGAUCUUGAGAGAUUGUCUGCGUAUUGCAAGGCUACUCGAAGAUAUAGCUUCUUCUUGUCUAGCAUGCCACUCAAGGUUGUUGGAGGGGUAGCUAGCCCGCCGAAUGCAUUUGCGAUUUUCUAA
Messenger RNA from Penicillium taxi, 975 nucleotides. RefSeq lists its product as uncharacterized. The transcript is spliced from 4 exons. Lineage: Eukaryota; Fungi; Ascomycota; Eurotiomycetes; Eurotiales; Aspergillaceae. The coding region runs from base 1 to 975 and encodes 324 amino acids. The record is from RefSeq and is a predicted model, not a curated record. Gene Ontology annotation, molecular function: arylformamidase activity.